GAGGAGUGUGGAAAGUGCGAGCGCGGAAGCGCCGGCCGCGAGGGGCGGGGCGUGCGCGGGACAAAGGGAAGCGAGGCUGGAGCUGCGGGCACCUCUUCUGCCCGCGGUGUCUCAGAUUCAUUCUUAAGGAACUGAGAACUUAAUCUUCCAAAAUGUCAAAAAGACCAUCUUAUGCCCCACCUCCCACCCCAGCUCCUGCAACACAAAUGCCCAGCACACCAGGGUUUGUGGGAUACAAUCCAUACAGUCAUCUCGCCUACAACAACUACAGGCUGGGAGGGAACCCGGGCACCAACAGCCGGGUCACGGCAUCCUCUGGUAUUACGAUUCCAAAACCCCCAAAGCCACCAGAUAAGCCGCUGAUGCCCUACAUGAGGUACAGCAGAAAGGUCUGGGACCAAGUAAAGGCUUCCAACCCUGACCUAAAAUUGUGGGAGAUUGGCAAGAUUAUUGGUGGCAUGUGGCGAGAUCUCACUGAUGAAGAAAAACAAGAAUAUUUAAACGAAUACGAAGCAGAAAAGAUAGAGUACAAUGAAUCUAUGAAGGCCUAUCAUAAUUCCCCAGCUUACCUUGCUUACAUAAAUGCAAAAAGUCGUGCGGAAGCUGCUUUAGAGGAAGAAAGUCGACAGAGACAGUCUCGCAUGGAGAAAGGAGAACCUUACAUGAGCAUUCAGCCUGCUGAAGAUCCAGAUGAUUAUGAUGAUGGCUUUUCAAUGAAGCAUACAGCCACUGCCCGUUUCCAGAGAAAUCACCGCCUCAUCAGUGAAAUCCUUAGUGAGAGUGUGGUGCCAGACGUUCGGUCAGUCGUCACAACAGCUAGAAUGCAGGUCCUCAAACGGCAGGUGCAGUCCUUGAUGGUUCAUCAGCGAAAACUGGAAGCUGAACUUCUUCAAAUUGAGGAGCGACACCAGGAAAAGAAGAGGAAAUUCCUGGAAAGCACGGAUUCAUUUAACAAUGAACUUAAAAGGUUGUGCGGUUUGAAAGUAGAAGUGGAUAUGGAAAAAAUCGCAGCUGAAAUUGCCCAGGCAGAAGAACAGGCUCGCAGGAGGCAGGAGGAACGGGAGAAGGAGGCAGCAGAGCAGGCAGAACGCGGCCAGAGCAGCGCGGCUCCUGAGGAAGAGCCAGCGGCCGGGAAGACUGAAGAGAAGAAGGACGACGAGAACAUUCCGAUGGAGACAGAGGAGACACCCCUUGAAGAAACGACAGAAAGCCAACAGAAUGGUGAAGAAGGCACGUCUACUCCUGAGGACAAGGAGAGUGGGCAGGAGGGGGUGGACAGUAUGGCAGAGGAAGGGACCAGUGAUAGUAACACUGGCUCGGAGAGCAACAGUGCAACAGUGGAGGAGCCACCAACAGACCCCAUACCAGAAGAUGAGAAAAAAGAAUAAACGUUGCCUUGUUUUAUGUGUUCUAAAUACUUUUUUAAAUGAAAAAAAUGUUUUUUGAGUUUUAA
Messenger RNA from Equus quagga, 1453 nucleotides. It is a transcript of the gene SMARCE1, whose product is annotated as SWI/SNF related, matrix associated, actin dependent regulator of chromatin, subfamily e, member 1. Gene Ontology annotation, molecular function: nucleosomal DNA binding; nuclear receptor binding. Bases 153 to 1388 code for a protein of 411 amino acids. Gene Ontology annotation, cellular component: SWI/SNF complex. The transcript has 11 exons. NCBI's taxonomy places the organism in Eukaryota, Metazoa, Chordata, Mammalia, Perissodactyla, Equidae. Gene Ontology annotation, biological process: negative regulation of DNA-templated transcription. The record is from RefSeq and is a predicted model, not a curated record.